Molecule: messenger RNA, 1341 nt
Organism: Ostreococcus tauri
Lineage: Eukaryota; Viridiplantae; Chlorophyta; Mamiellophyceae; Mamiellales; Bathycoccaceae
Product: Saccharopine dehydrogenase / Homospermidine synthase
Exons: 1
Coding region: 1-1341 (446 amino acids)
Source: RefSeq, a predicted model, not a curated record
AUGGGGUCGACGCGCGCGAGCGGUGGGGUCGAGGGACCGAGGAGUCGAUCGCGACGGCAUCGCUCGGUCGCGCGCGCGGGGGCGACGGCGUCGACGGGGGACGCGACGCGCGCCGAGGGCGAGCGCGGGGGCGUCGACGCGCGCGUGGUCGUCUUGGGAGGGACGGGUCGAGUCGGGAGCGCCACGGCGGCGGCGUUGGCGCGCGCCGGGGAGGGGACGACGGUGACGCUCUGCGGGCGGUCGAGCGACGGGGCGAGCGAGGCGAGAUCGAGGCAUCCGUCGCUCGCGAACGCGUCGUUCGUCGAGGUGGACGUGUGCGAUAAAGCGAGCGUGCGACGAGCGAUCGAGGGCGCGGAUCUCGUGAUCAACACGGCGGGACCGUUUCAGCGCAGGACGAGCGUCGCGGCGCUCGAAGCCGCCAUAGAGUGCGGAGUGAAAUACCUGGACGUGUGCGACGACGCGUCUUACGGCGCCGAGGCGAAGAAGUUGAGUGAAAAUGCCAAAGCCGCGGGCGUGGCCGCGAUCACGUGCGCGGGGAUCUACCCAGGCGUGUCCAAUCUCAUGGUUCGCGAUAUCGUCGAGUCCAUGAAGGCUGAGUUUCGCGAGCAGGAAGGAAACGAGAACACUGAUCCGGAAGUGGAGUACGUGUUGUACAACUACUUCACCGCGGGAUCUGGUGGGGUCGGGACGACCAUCUUGGCCACGUCGUAUUUGCUCUGUGGGGAAGAGGUGGUGUGUUGGGAGAAUGACAAGCGCGUCGUCGAAAAGCCGGCCUCGCAGCGCAAGGUGGUCGAUUUCGGUCAGGGUGUCGGGAAGAGAGAGGUUUUCUUGUACAAUCUCCCCGAAGUGGCGUCGACGAGGGAAUAUCUCGGCGCGAGCACGGUGAAGGCGCGAUUCGGUACCUCUCCUGGUCUGUGGAACGGAGCCAUGGUGGCUAUCGCCAAUGUCGUCCCAAAGGCGCUGUUGGAAAAUCAGGACGCAAUGAAGGGCCUGGCCGGGUUCACCGCCCCCAUCGUGCGAGCGGUCGACGCGAUCGUAGGUGAAAAGACAUCCAUUCGCGUCGAGGUGAAGCUCAAGGGAGGCAAGCAAGCGGUUGGAUUGUACACACACCCGCGCCUGAGUGAGUGCGUUGGCACGUGCACUGCGGCUUUUGCCUUGGCAAUGUUGGAAGGUGGGUGUGCGCCCGGGGUAUGGUAUCCCGAAGAGAACGAAGCCAUCGCGGAUCGCGGCGCCCUCUUUGAGCGCGCAAAGGAAGGGACUUCACUGUUCUUGUUAAACCAAGCGCCAUGGAUGGUCGAGUCAAAGGCGAUCAACAUCGGCAUGGGAUUGUACUGGACGUAG